AGAAACCCACCCGAAGGCCCUUGCUGCCCUGCGGGUUCCUCCAUUGGCUUCACUUCAGGGAAAAAAAAUGGCGAAGCCUCGAAAACAGAAGAACGAGGAGCAGAAGCCCGAGAGCUCGGGUGGGGUCGUCCUCCACCAGAAGCUCUGCCUCUCCAUCGACAUGGAUAAGCGAAGGAUCUACGGGUACACGGAGCUGAAAUUUGUGGUCCCAGAGAGUGGUUAUGUGGCUUUAUAUGCUGAUAAUAUGAACAUCAGGAGUGUAACUGUAGAUGGGGAGAUAGCUGAGUUUGAAUAUUCCCCACAUUAUCAAAUUGUUGAGGAUGAGAAGAGAUUCUGUUCAGUAUCAUGCCCCAAGUCAGCUGCUGACAUUGCUUGCUCAAUAUACACCUCUUCUCUGGAUAGAGAAAUGGUUCCCAAUUUGCUCAUUACAUGUCAUAGAUCAGCAAAAUCAAUAAAUGAACAACAGGAUCAAGAGAAUGGGGGGACUAUGGUGCAAAAAUCAAAUGGAGAGCAAGUUGUUAAUGGUUACAAUGGUCAUCCAGUGGACAAGAAUGUGAAAUUGGUUCGCAUUGACUAUUGGGUAGAGAGGGCAGAAACUGGCAUUCAUUUCAUGGAUAAUGUGCUGCAUACAGAUAAUCAGAUUAGGCGUGCACACUGCUGGUUCCCAUGUAAGGACAGUAUUCUACAACGCUGCUCCUUUGAUCUGGAGUUCACAGUUAACUCAAAUUUUGUGGCUGUCAGCAAUGGGAACCUGCUACAUCAGGUUUUAACCAAUGAUGAUCCGCCCUGCAAGACAUAUGUCUAUAAGCUAAGCACUCCAGUGAGUGCUGAAUGGAUUUCCUUGGUUGUUGCUCCAUUUGAAAUUCUUCCAGACAUUCAUAAUGGCAUUAUCUCGCACAUGUGUUUGUCUCCAAAUUUUUUGAAGCUUCAGAAUACAGUUGGUUUUUUCCAUAGUGCAUUUAGCUACUAUGAAGAUUACCUUUCCACAUCAUUUCCAUUUGGUUCUUACAAACAGAUCUUCAUUCCUCCGGAGAUGACAAUAUCUUCGAUGAGUUUGGGAGCCUCCAUGUGUAUCUUCAGUUCUCAUCUUUUGUUUGAUGAUAAGGUUAUAGAUCAGACAAUUGACACUAGAAUAAAACUUGCUUAUGCCCUUGCAAGGCAAUGGUUUGGAGUAUACAUUACUGCAGAAGAGCCGAACGAUGAAUGGCUAUUAGAUGGCUUAGCUGGUUUUCUUACUGAUAUCUUUAUUAAGCGGUUUCUUGGAAACAAUGAGGCACGCUACCGGCGUUACAAGGCCAAUUGUGCUGUUUGUAAAGCUGAUGUUAGCAGUGCAACUGCUUUAAGCUUCCCUGCUGCUUCAAGUGAUCUGUAUGGAACUCAAACCAUUGGUUUGUAUGGAAAAAUUCGUUCAUGGAAAGCUACGGCAGUUCUUCAAAUGUUGGAGAAGCAAAUGGGUCCAGACUCUUUUCGUAAGAUUCUACAGCAUAUAGUUUGUAGGGCUCGUGAUUCAACUCGGUACAUGAGAAUGCUUGGUACUAAAGAGUUCAGGCACCUUGCCAAUAAGGUUGGCAAUCUGGAGCGUCCAUUCCUAAAAGAAUUUUUUCCUCGAUGGGUUGAAACUUGUGGAUGUCCUGUUAUGAGGAUGGGACUAUCCUAUAACAAACGAAGAAAUAUGAUCGAACUGGCUGUUAUGCGAGGUUGCACGGAAAAAACACGUGUUUCUGGUGGCAAUCCUGAUAGUGAAAUUCGAGAAGGCGAAACUGGUUGGCCAGGAAUGAUGAGCAUCCGUGUUCACGAACUUGAUGGAAUGUAUGACCAUCCAGUUCUGCCAAUGGCUGGGGAGAGCUGGCAACUGCUGGAGAUACAGUGCCAUUCUAAACUAGCUGCAAAACGGUUUCAGAAGCAAAAAAAGGGUUCUAAACCUGAUGGCUCUGAUGACAAUGUAGAUGCUGUGUCAACUCAAGAUAUACGCACUGGCAUGGAUUCACCUUUGUUGUGGAUUAGAGUGGAUCCUGAAAUGGAGUACCUUGCUGAAAUUCAUUGUCACCAGCCUGUUCAGAUGUGGAUCAAUCAAUUAGAGAAAGACAAAGAUGUGGUUGCUCAGUCACAAGCAAUUUCGAUGUUGCAGAAACUACCCCAACUUUCUUUCUCCAUUGUCAAUGCUCUUAAUAGCUUCCUCACUGAUUCAAAGGCAUUUUGGAGAGUCAGAAUUGAAGCAGCAUAUGCGUUGGCGUAUACGGCUUCUGAGGAAACAGAUCUGGCUGGCUUACUCCAUUUGAUUAAAUUUUAUAAGAGUCGAAGAUUUGAUGCAGAUAUUGGAUUACCUAGGCCAAACGACUUCCAUGAUGUUCCGGAAUACUUUGUUCUUGAGGCCAUCCCACAUGCAGUAUCUUUGGUUAGAGCAGCGGACAAGAAAAGCCCAAGAGAAGCAAUUGAAUUUGUUUUACAGUUGCUGAAGUACAAUGAUAACAAUGGGAACCCCUAUUCAGAUGUCUACUGGCUUGCUGCUUUGGUUCAAUCCAUAGGUGGACUUGAAUUUGGUCAGCAGGCUGUUCUUUUAUCAUCUCUUCUCAAGCGUGUAGAUCGGCUACUACAAUUUGACAGCCUAAUGCCCAGCUAUAAUGGAAUCUUGACUAUAAGCUGCAUUCGCACCCUUGCACAGAUUGCAUUGAAGAUGUCAACCUCUAUACCUCUCGAUCGUGUCUGUGAACUUAUCAAACCAUUUCGGAACAUCAUGAGAACAUCAUGGAAAGUUCGAAUGGAAGCAAACAGGAUACUUCUGGAUCUGGAGUUCUACUGUAAAGGUCUUGAUGCAGCUCUGUGCUUGUUCAUGAAGUUCUUAGAGGAAGAGCCAUCUUUUCGAGGACAGUCAAAGCUGGCUCUGCAUGUGAUGCAUUUGUGUCAAGUAAAUGUCGAGUCUCAAAUCGAUAGUGAUAUAGCUUGUCCAACUCUUGUUGCUUUACUUCAUCUGCUUGCAAGCAGAAAAGCGUUCAACAAUGUCUUCCUUCGGCAUCAUUUGUUCUGCAUUUUGCAGGUUGUUGUUGGGAGGUCUCCAACACUCUAUGGUGUUCCAAAAAUCAAUGUACAUCCAGUGGUGGCUGCAGAAACUUGUACUGAACAGCUGUCUAGGCCUGCACCCCUAAAGCUAAAGAUAUCAAAACCUCAGGAACCUCUCAGGGAUACGAACCCCCCUCAUGCUCUGCCCAUUGCAGAGUCUGCCAAGGAUGCCGAUCCUGUUUCUAAUGUGCUGCCUUUUGCAGAGACCGCCAAGGAAGCCGAUACUGUUUCCAAUUGCAGUGAAAGAAAAAAUGUUGUAAAGAUCAGGGUUAAGCAACCUGUAUCAUCCAGUAAAGCAGAUGAUGUUGAUCAUCAGAUGGACCACUCUCGAGGUGCACAAAAUGAAGCGGAAUUGGGCCCAUGCAGUUCUGUAUCUGUAGAUGCACCUACAAGAGGCGCAAAUGAGCCAUUGAACGUGAGCAAUCAAAACAAUGAAGAGGUUAACUCUUCUCAUGGUCACGAAUCUAGGAUGACUGCAAGCAUUGGUAGUGCAAAAUUGGUUUCCAAAGAUGAGAUUGGCAAGGAAUUGCAGUGUACAGCAGAUUCAAGAUCAGAUGUGCUUUCCAAGGAUCAGUUAUCUCCUGUUGUCAAUGUAAGUGAUGGAGAGGCAGUUGCCCAGAAAACUAGCAGUCUUCAGACCUUUUCUAUUGGCAGACAUGAUGGAGAUGGAGCUCUAUUGCCCAUGGAUGAUCAGGAGGCAAAAGAGAAAAGGAAGAAGGAUAAGAAAGACAAGGAAAAAAAGCGAAAACGAGAGGAUAAAGCAAACAAGAAAGAUGACCCAGAGUAUCUGGAGAGGAAGCGUCUGAAGAAGGAGAAGAAAAGGAUGGAGAAAGAGUUGGCAAAGAUGCAGAAGGGUGAAGAAAGGACUGCACGUGAUCUGCGAAACGUAGCAAAACCUGUAGAAUCACAAGUAGCACCAGCUAUUGGGGAGUCCAAGAAAUCAGAACAAAGUGUUGAACCUCAUGUUUCAGUAAGUAGAGAAACGAGUGAAAACACACAAAGCAGCUUGGCACCCAAAGUAAGGAUUAAAAUUAAAAGUCGAGUUUUGGAAACAUCUAAUCAUUGAAUGGCGCCAUGUGGCGUGAAAAAGAGAAUGUACAGUCAAAAGGACUGAUGAAGAUUUGUUGUCUGCGUUUCAGUUUUCCUCCUUAGUGUAGGGUUUUAGUCCAAAUUAUUCCACACCGACAUUUUUCAGGUGUGGAGGAGGACUCACGCAUUUAAAUUGGCUUCACUAGCUGUAAGGCGAGGCUGUAGUUUUGUAAGUGAAUAUUUACCUUUAGAAAUGUAGGACCAUUUUAUUUGGAUAUUCCACUUUCAGGAAUGGUUGAAAAUCCCCCUUUUUUUUUUCUGUUCU
Messenger RNA from Elaeis guineensis (African oil palm), 4411 nucleotides. Its product is annotated as transcription initiation factor TFIID subunit 2. Gene Ontology annotation, cellular component: transcription factor TFIID complex. NCBI's taxonomy places the organism in Eukaryota, Viridiplantae, Streptophyta, Magnoliopsida, Arecales, Arecaceae. Gene Ontology annotation, biological process: transcription initiation at RNA polymerase II promoter. Gene Ontology annotation, molecular function: metallopeptidase activity; chromatin binding; zinc ion binding. The record is from RefSeq and is a predicted model, not a curated record.